Molecule: messenger RNA, 837 nt
Organism: Rotaria sp. Silwood2
Lineage: Eukaryota; Metazoa; Rotifera; Eurotatoria; Philodinida; Philodinidae
Source: the annotation of a GenBank genome assembly
AUGAAUGAAACAAAGCUUGGCUUAGUCGAUCCAAAAGACGUUGUGGUCUUGGCGUCGUACCGUCGUGCAAUAUCUCGACAGUUGUACAGAGAUGAAGAUCGUUUUGAACAAGUACAGAUUCGUGUGCGUCAGCAUCUAUUGAAAACACUUGGUUGUAAAAUAGUAGAUAUUGAAAAAAUUCUCCAAUGGGAAUGGAUUCCACGUGAUAAAUGUGGUUUCAGAUUGGCUGGUCAACCUUUAAAAGUACCAAUACCAGCGAAUGGCAAAGUGUACGCUGCAGUCGAAGGAAUUUCCUUCUAUGCAAAUGGGUCUUUUUAUUUGAAUUUGAUAGAAGCAGAUGAGAAUAAUGCAUUGUUCAAUUCUGAUGAUGUCGAUCUGAUAAUGAAACAAGGCAUUACGGGUGCUUCUUUCUCGUUGGAUCCUCCUUCGGAUUUGCCACAUCCAUUUCAAAAAGCUACUUGGGUGCCAUACGAUGCUCUUAAUGGCACAGAUUUUCUCGCUACGAUGCUUCAUGCAGAUUUAUUAUUGAAGAGUAUGAAUUUUCUAGCGGAAACAUCAGCUAAAUCUCCGUUUCGUACCCGAUCAAUUCGCGAUGGAGCUUAUUUGGCACUCUCUGAAGAUCUUUAUCAACAAUUAUUCAAAGAAAGCCGCGCAGAAUAUGGAAGAAUCAGUUCAUCUGUUAGAAUGUGGAUAGAAUCAGAACCGAUCAAAUACAACAUAAUAGAACAUGAUGGUAGUAUAACCUAUAGAUUUGGACCAUCAAAUAUGCAGAUCAAAUAUGAGAAUCGCCUUGAGUAUGAUGUAGAAUAUGGAACUAUUAUCGGUGCCAGAAUUUAA